UUUCUAUUUAAAUAAUCAGAAACUUAUGUCUGUGUAACUUUAUAAUAUAAAGUCCUGUUGUUUGCUCUGUUUUCGUGCAACAAGAUGCGGUUGUUUCUUCUACUGACACUGGUUGCUACAACAAUGUGUGCUCAGAACACGUAUGUCGUCAUCGCCCCAUCAACGAUUUACGCCAACAUGAACUUCACCGUCAGCGUCAACAUUCUCAAGGCCACCGGUGACGUCACGGUCGUCGCCCAAGUUCUAAGGGGAAUAACUCCUGUAGCAAGCGGAGUAAACGUUUAUAAAACCGGUACUCCGGGUACAAUCACGAUGCAGCUUCCGCCUCGACUGCCCAACAGCGACUACACGUUCAAAGUCGUUGGCAGCGGUGGUUUGGUAUUUGACAACUCUACGAGACUCAGCUACAACAGCAAAGAGGCUUCGUUGUUUAUACAGCUGAAUAAGGCCAUCUUUAAGCCUAGUGAUACAGUGAAAUUUAGGGUGUUUGGUGUGUAUUCCGACCUACAGUCCUACAAAAGAACAAUGGACAUUUCUAUUUAUGACGCGCAGAAAAUUAAGAUCAAACAGUGGGUCAAGGUCAGUCCAGAGAAAGGGGUCAUCGCCCAGGAACUGACCCUCUCGUCCCAGCCAGUCCUUGGGGAAUGGAAAAUCUCUGUGGAAGCUGGCAAAAUGAAAGAAGAAAAGUCGUUCACUGUAGCUGAGUUUGUUCUACCCAAGUUCAAGGUCGAGGUCAUCAUGCCACCUUACGUUUUGACCAGCGACGCCGACAUCACGUUUAUUGUUAAGGCGAAGUACGCCUAUGGUAAACCGGUCAAGGGAAGCGCGAACGUCCAAGUAAACCUACACGACUACUGGGAGACGAAGCCCGUGUACAAGGCAACUGUCCCCAUUGAAGGAGAAACCAGGGUGAUGGUGCCCGUGUCGAAGGUCAAGGAUAUUCGAGUCCAGCUGCAUAAACGCACCCUUACCACCGUCGCCAACGUGACCGAGUCUUUGACAGGAAUCAAGGUGUCCAGUAGUGGAACGGUCACCAUUUACCAAGAAGGUGUUAACCUCAAGCUACUUGCGGACAACCACAACUUUAAACCUGGUUUACACUACACCAUGGAUAUAAAAAUCUCACAGCCGGACGGGCGUCCGAUCGGCUCCAGUAGUGAAAACGUGAAGGUUACAAUCAAAGGCUCUGACAGCAAAUUUGACUGUGUGCUUUCUUUACACACAGGCAUACUUACACAGACACAGAGCGUCCCUACCAACGGUCGUGUCACUCUACGCCCACUGAUACCACCAAACACCGAGUUUAUCUAUAUAACAACUAGUUUCCGGGGAGUGUCCAAAACAGCGUGUGUAGGAAAGAGUCAUUCCCCUAGUAGCUCACACCUCCACAUCUAUUUACAUUCUUCUUCUAUAAAGGCAGGGGACACAAUAAUGUUUUCAGCUGAAGGUACUGAAGAGUUGCCUACCCUUACGUACCAGGUUCUCUCCCGAGGCACCAUAGUAAAAUCUGGCACAAUAAACGGCAACAACCAGAAGAGCAUCCAUUUCUCCAUCGUCUCUGAGCCCAGCAUGGCGCCCUCUGCCAGAAUCGUCGUCUACUACGUCAGACCAGACGGUGAAGUUGUCCCAGACAGUAUCAGCUUCGACAUCAGCGGCGCUUUCAAUAACAAGGUGACCGUUGAUGUCGACAAGACAGAUGGUCAACCAGGAGAUGAAGUGACUAUUGUCACCACUUCUGACCCAGACUCCAAUGUCUACUUACUGGCCAUUGAUCAAAGUGAUGUGUUACUAAAAAACGAAAAUGAUGUUACUUUUGCUGAUGUCCAUACAGAGAUCAUGAACUACGAUACGGAUUUCACAAUAAGAUUUUGCCGCACCAGCUCCGCAGGUGUAGAUCUAGAGAAUGCAGGAGUUACCGUUCUUACCGAUGCUAUGGUGUACCGAGAUAGAUCCAAUUUUGACAUUGGCGACGAUCCACUAGAGUAUGGGGCUAAAUAUCGCGCAACCCGAGCUGAAUUGUAUGCUGCGAGGAACGCAGAUCCACUAUUUCGAAAAUCAGCACGUGUUAGAAAGAUCUCUCCUGAUUCCUGGCUCUGGACUGACGUUUACGUCGGGGCGAACGGCUCAGCUUCCAUCACAGCCACUGUACCAGACACCAUUACGUCAUGGGUGGUCAGCGCCUUCGCCAUCAACUCAAACUCUGGUCUGGGCGUGGCCCCAACACAAGCUCACCUGAAAGUCUUCCGACCGUUUUUUGUCAGCCUCAACCUCCCCUACUCUGUGACUCGUGGUGAGCAGCUGGCACUUCAAGCAAACGUCUUCAACUACCUGACAGACGAUAUGCAGGUACGUGUGACCCUGGCCGCGUCAAAAUGUUUCCACUACAUUUUUAUCCACGAGACAGGAAACCAGGAGCUGAAACAGUUUGAUGCUGUACAGGAUGUUGUGGUCAAGGCUGGGGAAGCCAUGACAGUGUAUUUCCCAAUCGUCCCUGCUGACCUUGGUAGAAUUGACGUGGAGGUCAAGGCCCAGUCCACCAAGGCCGCUGACACCGUGCGCAGACAACUCCUGGUUGAGGCUGAAGGUGUCCCCAAGCAAUACAACAUCCCUGUCCUCAUCGACCUGACAGAAAGAAAAACAACUUUCUCAAAGACCAUUGACCUCACUCUGCCUGCAAACGUGGUCAAGGGAUCUGAGCUUGUUAGGAUUUCGGCUGUCGGUGACCUGAUGGGUCCAACCAUCGCUGGACUUGGCUCCCUGCUCCAGAUACCAACCGGAUGUGGGGAACAAACCAUGCUUGACCUGGCAGCGAAUGUCUACGUCACAGAUUACCUGGACUGUGUCAAUCAACUGUAUGGAGACAUCAAGACCAAAGUUAUCGACUUCACGGAGAGUGGUUACCAGGGUGUGCUGACCUACAAACACAGUGACGGAUCUUUCAGUGCUUUUGGUAACAGUGACAAGUCUGGCAGUAUGCGUCUGACAGCAUUUGUAGCCCGCGUCUUCCACCAGGCCAAACGUCACAUCUUUGUGGAUGACAACAUCAUCAACGACGCCAUCCAGUGGAUGAUACAGCAACAAAAUACAGACGGCAGCUUUCCGGAACCUGGCGUGGUACUUAGCCGUACCAUGAAGGACCAAGCAGGGUCAGGGGUCAGGUUAACCCUGUUUGUAUUGAUCUCACUACUGGAGAACCGUGAUGACAUGAAGUAUCUGAAUGUUGAUGAGGCCAUACAAAAAGCCCUGGCCUACUCUGAACAGGAAGUUGCCAAGUUGGAUGAUCUCUACGUUCUCGCCAUGGCGUCUUACGCUUUCCAACUGGCCGGCAGCAACAUGACCCAAGCUGUUCUAGACAAACUGGAGGCUGAGUCAACUCAGAAGGACGGCAUGAGAUACUGGCAGCAGCCAGAUCCACUGAAGAUCAUCACGUGCCAUAGCCCCAACCCCGCCAAGGCCGUUGACAUUGAGAUGACCGCCUACGUCUUGCUGGCCUACACAAAGCGGGGCGAUUUGGUGGCGGGCAAGAGCAUCAUGCAGUGGAUCACCAAACAGAGAAACGCGAACGGUGGCUUUACGUCCACACAGGAUACCGUCGUCGCACUCAACGCCCUCAGCGAGUACGCCAAACAGAUGUCCAGAAAGAAAUUUAAAGUCCACAUCACCACCCAGCUGGACGAUGAGACUACCUACACUUUUGAUAUUGACAAGACCAACUCACUUCUGCUGCAGACUAGAGAGAAUACAAAAGUACCAGCUCAAGUUGUGAUCACUGCUACUGGCUCAGGCAUGGCACUUGUUCAGGCUGCUCUAAGCUUCAACGUGCUGUCAGAUAUAAAGCCAGAACACUUUGAUCUAAUAUUGGGAAUCGUAAAGGAGAAUUUCACAUACUUGGAUGUGGAAACUUGCACAAGAUGGUUAGGAAAGGUCCCAGGAAGUGCCAUGGCCGUCCAAGAGUUUGGUAUCCCAUCAGGCUUUGCAGCUGACCUUGACGACUUGACCAAGCUAGACAACCUAAAGAGAGUCGAGACACAAAACAAGAAGGUUAUCCUCUACUUCGACAAGAUCGGAGCGACGCCCGUGUGUUUAAAUCUUAGAGUCAGACGAGUUGAUUUUGUUGCCAAGUCCCAGCCAGCUGCCGUCAGGGUCUAUGACUACUAUGAGCCACGCAACCAGGUAACAGUUUUCUACCAAUCACAACUUCUGAAAGAUUCCACCAUCUGUGACGUCUGCCCGGAAUGUGAAAACUGUCCACCACUAGUAGUUGAACAAGAAGAGGUCGUAAGUGGCUUAUGGGAUAAAUGCAAAGCUAUCUUCGAUCGGCGUGCGGAAAUAAUCUUUGAUAUUAUACAUCUUUUAUAGCAAGGAAAUCUUAUAUCAAAGAAAAUGUGGCUUUUAAACAAGUCUUUGUUUGUAUUACCUUACAUCUGUUUAAAUCUUUUACUAAUUUAUACAAAUAUUAUAAUUAUUAUUAUAGCUUUUA
Molecule: messenger RNA, 4480 nt
Organism: Physella acuta
Lineage: Eukaryota; Metazoa; Mollusca; Gastropoda; Physidae
Product: CD109 antigen
Cellular component (GO): extracellular region
Molecular function (GO): endopeptidase inhibitor activity
Source: RefSeq, a predicted model, not a curated record